AUGGGGAACAGACGGCCCUCAAAUGGUUUGUCCAACGACAUGUGGAACGAGAUACGAGGUUUGCUCAAAGAGCAAAAUGAACGCCUCCGUAUCCAAAAUAGCCUGCUCCAGCAGCUUCUUCCUGAUGGGGAUAAAGCCACUGGGACGGGUACGAAUGAAUAUAAUCUCCCAGAUGGCGAUAAAAGGAACCAGUCCAUCGAGGAUGCGCCCCAGCUCGAUGGAAGGAACAAGUCACAACCCUCUCUGAAAUCCUGCCUGAAACGUGACGACAGUGACUCUGAGUUUCAAGGUCAAGGACAGACUCUUCUUUAUGCUGCAGAUGAAACGCUCAAGUAUCCUCGCGCCUACUAUUUCGUCGAUGAGGGGCAUCGACCCCGUCUCCACAGACUGUCAACAAUCUUGAGCGCUGACACCUCAUGGAAAUACUGGAAGCCUAUUGCCCCCGCAGGAAUAUCCCAUCCGGGGCAGUAUCAGUCCUAUCCCGGAGCAGGAUACCCUGACUAUAUUCCCGAAUGGGAGAUUAAGCGUACCAGCGAUGGAUGGUGCCAUAUCGAUGGUGKGAGAUUGGGAGACGAAGUUCAUGUUCCGUCCGACUGUCUUUACAGUGGAAAAGCACAAUUGGUUCCUUAUUCUCUCAAUUGUAGCACUUCCAUUCCAUCCAAAUGGGUACGUGAGUCAGGCUCAGAUUUUGAUGGUGGUUUUGGGAAGAACAUGGUCGACACGAUACAACUGCUAUUGACAUCACUGGGAAAUCUUUACGCUGUGCCAUGCGACGGCAGAGUGCAGUUCGUGUUUGAUCGAUGCCACCUGAGGAGUCUCAGCUCCUCUGGUCUGAGUUCGCACUUGGAGCAGCUCCAGUUAUUCUUUAAGACAUUAGAGGUAAGCAACGGUCGUGUUCAGAUUGUUGAUCUGGACGACUGGAUGCAGGCGGCCAUAUAUGAGCGGGUCACUGCAUACCCUGAAGAAUGGAAAGUAAUACUGAGGAGUAAGGAUCCAAGGAUUUUGGCCGUCCCUGCCUUGGAGGGAGACCUCCGCAAAGUCAACAUCCGACCAACGCGGUUUUACUACACGAGCGGAAACGGUAAGCCAACGGAGGUCAAGUGGAGGGAAACGGGCCAUUGGAAUCGCAUUAUUAGCUGCGUUGGCUUGAACGCUGUAGCGCCAUCGUUUGAGUAUGGAUUUGACGCGCUCUGUCAUCUACUCUUUCGGAGUUCUACUGGCGAAAAGUUUCAAUACGCCAAUCUAGUGCCAGGGAUUCUGAGGACACAUAUUUCCUGUGUUAAACGGAGGAGAUCGCGCAAUGACUCGGCUGAUGCGCCCGAGCCUUUCCACAUUACUUGGUGCCGAAUCGAUGACACAAAGCCGUCAAGUAAGUCGACAUGGAGGUCUGGAGAGCUGUACGGGUCAAAGGCCUCAAUAAGCAAGCUGUAUUUGUCCGAGGUCGCCUUCACAUUAGGAUUCAUACCAUCGCAACGGACCCUCUGGUCAAAUACUCAGACUGGAAAGACAGAGACUGUGGAUCGCAGUCAUUGGUGUCUUAUACAUCUAGCACCAUCGCACUUUUGCCGCUUAGAUGAUUCGAUUCACUGUCGCAGACAGGAUGACCCACGGACUGCCCCAUUCACCACAGCAAUCACUCUGAUAGAAGAGGCACUGCAGCACGCGGCCAACGAUUGGGACCGGAUUGCCAACCACUUUGACCUUGUUCUGAACCAGAACGAUAGCGUUUUCAAUCCUGAUCUUCACGAUCGCUUCCUGUUCGAUGAUGCUUCGUUUUCCCGAUCACGGUACUAUUUCUGGCUGAUGGACAGUCUAGAGGGCUUCACAUCCGCUGUAUCCGAUGCCAUUCAUGAGUGGGAGGUAUACUGGUGGGCCAGAAAGGACGUCUUUGAAGACUACGAGGCCUUCUAUCUGGACAAGUGGCAGAAAACCAAGGUUGAACUGGGAUCUCCCAAGCCCCCUCAAAAUCCCCCUCUACUGAAAGAUUCAGUCAAGAGGGUAGAAACGCACGUUGCACGGUUGAGAGAAAUAUUGAGCCGGUUCGAAACUUUGCGCGAUCGAACUAUGACCUUACGAGAUGGACUAUUCAAUGCAAGCGCUGUCAUCGAAUCGCGGGCUGCUACCCAGGUUGGUGAAAACGUCAAGCUGCUCACAUACGUGAGCAUAUUCUAUCUCCCACUAAGUUACUGCGCUGCUUUAUGGAGUAUUAACCGAGAUUUCAACCUACUGGCAUUCACCAUUGUUACUGCUCUUCUGGCUCUGGGCACGUAUGCUCUGGUGCUGAACCUAAACAAUAUUGUGUUUCUGAUCAGGAAGGCUUACCGAAAGCUGCGUACCCCUAUAUUGGAAGCGAUGAAAGAUGACCCGCAUGAACAAUGGGCCAAUUUGAGCAGCUCUUUCAGUGGAUUCAUGCCCGAGAGGCAUGGUGAUCAGCCCUCCGAGUGGACCGUUCUGCUGUACGCACUAUUGAGGGGUACAGAGAAGUUAAAAUUCUGGAAAAGAGUUCACUCCAAUCCGAUUAAUGAUGGGCUCAAACGAAAGUGA
Messenger RNA from Aspergillus pseudoviridinutans, 2544 nucleotides. RefSeq lists its product as uncharacterized. Lineage: Eukaryota; Fungi; Ascomycota; Eurotiomycetes; Eurotiales; Aspergillaceae. The transcript has 3 exons. The coding region runs from base 1 to 2544 and encodes 847 amino acids. The record is from RefSeq and is a predicted model, not a curated record.